Hypoxylon trugodes is the source of this 2726-nucleotide messenger RNA. RefSeq names its product Pkinase-domain-containing protein. Lineage: Eukaryota; Fungi; Ascomycota; Sordariomycetes; Xylariales; Hypoxylaceae. Gene Ontology annotation, cellular component: site of double-strand break; nucleus; cytoplasm. Gene Ontology annotation, molecular function: protein kinase activity; ATP binding. Gene Ontology annotation, biological process: protein phosphorylation; mitotic G2 DNA damage checkpoint signaling. The transcript is spliced from 2 exons. The record is from RefSeq and is a predicted model, not a curated record. Bases 405 to 2033 code for a protein of 542 amino acids.
GUGACAGGGGUGUAAAAGGCCAUUGCGGCCACUGCGGGGAGCCCCUAGAACCCCUAAAAGGAACUAGAAAGAGCAGCCCAUGGCCAAUAAACUUGACUCAUCACGAUCCUGUCUCAAACAAAAACAUUUACACGAUCCCAACUCACUUCUUAAUUGAUAUCACAACGCGACGGGACGCGUUUACGGGCCAAUAUGGUAUGUAUUUCAUAUUUCGUGUCUGCCAAUGACUACAUACCACCCAAUGACUUACCUAUUUCCAUCUAUAAUACCAACUUGAAAAUACAUAUUGGUGUCGAACCUCUACUCCGUCUAUCCCUGUUCAAAUUGUAUAUGCACUAGGUUGGGUUCACGACGAAUCAUUUCAUCAGAAUACCACCAAAGAGAAAUCGAGUUUGCUAAAGAAAAUGAUGCAGUCACAAUUAGAUCCCCUACCAAGCGAUUUACCCUUCCGAAUAAUAUCUAAGACUAUAGGAAGAGGAGCUUAUGCAUCAAUCAAGAAGGCCAUACCCCUAGAUUCAGGGUCACCAAUAUUUGCUGUCAAGUUAAUCCAUAAGGGCUACGCAGUUAAACAUGGCCGUAUCUCAGCAAAACAGAUUGCUAUGGAAGUAUCCUUGCACUCUCACAUUGGUCAACACCCAAACAUUAUCGAGUGGUUUGCAACAGGCGAAGACCACGUCUGGAGAUGGAUAGCCAUGGAGUUCGCCGAAGGAGGCGACCUGUUCGACAAGAUUGAAGCUGAUGUUGGUGUGACCGAGGAUAUUGCCCAGCUCUACUUCUAUCAGCUCAUCAGUGGGGUCAGCUUCAUGCAUUCCAAGGGUGUGGCGCAUCGAGAUCUUAAACCGGAAAACAUAUUAAUGUCGGAUAGCGGCAAUUUGAAAUUGGCAGAUUUCGGAAUGGCGACAAUGUUUGAAUACAAGGGCCAAAGGAAGCAGAGCUCGACAAUGUGCGGUAGCCCUCCAUACGUUGCCCCUGAGGUAUUAGCUUGCGGUAGAGUCGACAAGCGAUCUAAUGAAAUCGUCAAGUACUCGCCCGAGCUAGUCGACGUGUGGUCGUGUGGUGUUAUCCUAUUCGUCUUGCUCGUUGGUAACACCCCAUGGGACCAACCAACGGGAGACAGCUGGGAGUAUCAAGAGUAUAAACGGACAAAAGGACGAAGUUCAGAUCCGUUAUGGGAAAGGAUCCCAGCGGAGGCUCUAUCCUUACUCAGGGGUAUGAUGAGCGUCGAACCUAAGAAACGAUUUUCUUUCGCACAAAUACGUCAACAUCCCUGGUAUACUCGUCAUAACAAAUUCAUGGCUGCAGAUGGUCAAAUCAUAGACCCUCUCAAUCUAGCAACCAAGAUGCUGGAGAACCUUCACAUCAACUUUAGCCAGCAGCCCCCUCCCUCUCAAAGACAGUCCGCAGAUGCCAUGGAUAUAGACAGUGGCCCUUCAAGGAUAUCGUCUACUCAACCCGAGACACCAAUUAACGAUGUACUAUUUGAUUGGGAACGACCCACCCUAACUUCUCUCCGCACCCUAGCCGUAUCUUCUACACAACCUAUCUCUCGCGCCGACGCAAGCCUACCGCCCGCCACACAAUCCAGCAACUUCUACGAAGCCCUCGCCGAAGAGCCAUCCAUGAGCCAAUUUUCCCAUACCCCGGGCGUACCCUUAACCCUCACCCAACGCGCGCAGCGCUUCAAAGACAUCGUGCCCGCGCACUCCUUCACGCGCUUCUUUUCGCAUAUGCCCCCACAACUACUUGUCCAAAUGCUCCGUGACGCCCUACACAACUUGAAUGUGCCACUGCCGUCUGCACCGCCCUACAUCGGCCAAGGCGACCACGUGUCUACGCUCAAAGUCAAGACUACGGACGAGCGCAAGCAGGGCUUACAUGGUGAGAUCCUGAUCGAUAGGUACCAUCUCCCAGAGCAACAAGAGUUGCUAGAGGUGCGCUUUGUGAAGCUCAAGGGUGAUCCGUUGGAGUGGAGAAGGUUCUUCAAGAAGGUUGUGCUGUUGUGCAAGGAUGGUGUUUUCAAGCCGGAUGAUUAGAAAGGCUGGCUCAAAAGACACUUGCAUGAUGACCCCCUACGUGAAGUAAUCGUUGGCGCAGGCAGGGAGAGGCGGGUUAUAUCGUCGUCUGAAAUGAAGGGUGAGGAAGAGGAGGGUUAGCGUUGUGCUACUAAGGAGGUGAUUUGUUGCGCAUGGGUUAUGGGAUAGGGAAAAUUGCAUUAUAUAUGGGCUAUCGCGUUACGGAAUUUGCUUCAUUGACUACUUAUAGAUUUACCACCUAGCUAAGUACCUAGCUUGGGGUGUAUUGUUUUACUUGCUGCCGUUGAGCGUGGCGUAAUACGAUGUUUUUCUGCGUUCUCUUCUGAUAUGAUCUCAAUGGUUAAGUGGCAUGACUAUUGUGAGGGAAAUAUUCGUCGACACGUGGGGUACACAAUAGAUGAAGUGAUAGCUUUGGUAAAUGCAAUUCAAAUUCCGAUUUUUGUCGCCGCAAUACGUUCGACGAUGGCUUCAUCCGCUCACUGCGGUAUUGAUUACGUAAUCGAUAUAGGAGAAAAGGGGUUACCUACUACUCGACACAUAUUCAACAACUUCUCCGUACUUCAUUUCUGUCGUUCGAUUGCGUUGGAUCGUAUGUUUUACCCUCGUUGUAUGGCCUUACUAUGAUGUCUUGAUGAUCUUAACGGCGAUAUUUUAUCAAGUAGACCGCCAACCGCCCACCAAUCUACGAGCACG